Talpa occidentalis (Iberian mole) is the source of this 1306-nucleotide messenger RNA. It is a transcript of the gene TMEM126B, whose product is annotated as transmembrane protein 126B. The record is from RefSeq and is a predicted model, not a curated record. NCBI's taxonomy places the organism in Eukaryota, Metazoa, Chordata, Mammalia, Eulipotyphla, Talpidae. The transcript is spliced from 5 exons. Gene Ontology annotation, biological process: mitochondrial respiratory chain complex I assembly. Bases 13 to 741 code for a protein of 242 amino acids. Gene Ontology annotation, cellular component: mitochondrion.
ACUCUACACAGCAUGGGAUUCGAAGAUGGGGUGACUGAUGACAAAGCUCCUCCAGGCUUUCCAGCGAAGUCCCCUCCAAAAACAGCACUCGCGCGCGCUCCUCAGCCCGUGGUCUCCGCGCAGGUGGAGGACCUCAAGGUGGCAACAUACACAUAUGGUCAACCCAAUCCAUUUCUAGUAGAUGCAAAACUAAGAAGAUCAGUGAUCAGCGAAAUCAUAGAAAAAAAAAUUGAAUAUCUUACAAAAGAAACGACUUUAAAUAUAAAGGGAACAGUGUUCUUUGGAACAACAGCUAGUUUCUCUGGAAUGUUGGCAAACUUCAUUUUCAGAAAUUGCUUUAAGGUUCAACAUGAUGCUCUGAAGACAUACACAUCAUUAGCCACACUUCCAUUUUUGUCUACUGUAGUAGCUUACAAGCUCUUUGUAACUGAUGCUUUGAAUUCAGGUAAUAUAAGCCAGGAAAACUGUGUUCUGAGAAGUUCCCUGGUUGGCAUAGUAUGUGGUGUUUUAUAUCCCAGUGCUUUGGCUUUUUCUAGAAAUGGACAUCUGGCAGUCAAGUAUCAUACUGUUCCGCUGCCGCCAAAAGGAAGGGUUUUACUUCACUGGCUAUUGCUUUGUCAAACAGACAUAAAGGCAAUGGCAAUCCCGCUAGUCUUUCAAACAGUCUUUGCAAUAUUUACUGGGCUGCGUCAUUACGCAAUAUUUGAAAGUACACUUGAGAAAACUGUACAUGAAGAUUAAUCAAAGAAUGCUAAGUCCAUGGAAUGGAUUUUUUUUUUAUGAUGAGGACUCAGGUACUGCUGAAAGAGUUAAAAAGUAACUCUGGGCAAUUUGUUCUUGUUCCUUUUCUCUGGUAUAUAAAAGGUACUCAAUAAAUAUUUAGUAAUUUAAUCAAUAAAUGUAAAUAAGUUUUUCUUUCCUCAUUGGGGCUUUCUGUACACUUAUAUUCAUCAAAAAUUUGUUGAAUAUCUGUUCCAUCUGAGGCACUGUUUUAUGUAUAAUAAAAAGUGCUCUUUACCCAGAAGGAAGUCACAAUUGAAGAGGAAUAGAAAAUGUGAACACAUAACAAGAUAUGGCUUGAGAGGUAUCACAUAAAACUAAGUGGGCGCAUUAAGGAUGUCGGUGAUAAAUGCUUGGGCAGCAGGGAAACCCAUGAGGAAAAAAAGUGACAUUCUGACUAAAUUUUGAAGGAGAAAUUGAACAUUCAUAAGAAAACAAAAUAUGAAAAUAACUUACAGCCCAUUCCUCUACUCUAAACUUUGAUUCAUUAUACUUACUAAAUUCUUACCAUUGACAUUGUCUUCAC